Molecule: messenger RNA, 9936 nt
Organism: Capsaspora owczarzaki ATCC 30864
Lineage: Eukaryota; Filasterea; Ministeriida; Capsasporidae
Exons: 2
Coding region: 1-9936 (3311 amino acids)
Source: RefSeq, a predicted model, not a curated record
AUGGUCGCCUUGAUCGCGACAACGGCGCAUCCAACUUAUGCCGAUGUUUGCACUUACUCGGGAAGCGGCGCGUGGACGGUUGUCUCCAAUUGGUCACCGCACCAACCCACUGCAACCGACUCGGUCGUCGUCGCCGCUUCGGCCAUCCUGUCCGUGUCCAGCUCAACCACAGUCGCCUCCAUGACGCUAUCCCCAAACUCUGUGUUUUCAAUCACCGGCGGCACCUUUGCGGUGGGCGCCUUCACCUCCAGUCCUACUUCCAAGCUUGUCCUCACCGCCGGCACCUUCUCAUACUCGUCGGUCGUGCUGCAGGGCUCUGUCGCUGCUGCACCGUUUACCGCAUCCGGCAAGGUGACCAUCCAACUUGGCGGCGGUAUUGGCGUGGCGUCCACCGCCGUGACGAUUGCCAGUGCGGAUGUCACCUGGGUGAGCACGAGCAAUUAUUAUCCGAGCCUCACCUCCUCCAGCACCUUGACAUUUGCCACUGGAAGCGUGGUGGCCGUCUCGGCUCAGUCUGCCAACACCAACGGUUUGGUCUUUGGCGACACGACCAGCCGCGUGUACAACUAUGGCCAAAUCACCAUUACCAGCUCGGUCUGUCAGGCCCUUGUCUCGUUCAAGGCGCAAGUCUUCAACUAUGGCUCGAUCAUUUAUGCCGACUCUUCCAACUGCGCGCUGCCCUACCGCGUCGAUUACGCUUCGGGUCUCUCCAACUAUGGCUUGAUCAAGGUGGAUGAUGGCGUGCAGUGGGCCGUCUGGACACUCCAGAGCAGUUUCUUGAACGCUCCCAACGCCACCCUUGCCCCAGGAUUGAAAGUCACCUCCAUCACGAGCUCUGGGCAGUCGUUCCGGUUGUUUGGAACCUUUGCGCCAGGCACAACGGCCAUCAGCAAUCUCGUCAUUUCGGCCGCGUCGGCUCAGCUCUACCCAUCGCGUUUGGGUGUUGUCGCUCUCAUUGCCAAUCUCGGUGGCAACAAUGCCCUCACCCUGGGCCCGUGCACGGGUGAUCCAGCCAUCGUUCCCGCCACCGACUCGCAGGAGGCAUUUGCCUUGGCCUAUGCGUGCUACGCGACACUCACCUCCAUUUCCGUGCGCUCUGGUAUCUUCCCGCUCUUCAAGUACUUUACGACGGCAUUCACCCCGUCCAUCUCUGUCAGCUCCACGGGUAAUCUGCAGCUUCAGGACGCCACAGUGAACAUGCUGUCCACCUUCUUCGCCAGCAGUGGCACGAUUUCCUGCGCCUCGGCUAUUACACCUCCCUGCAACUUGAACUUUCAAGCGAGCACCAACUUGACGCUUCUUGGCACCUUUACCACCAACUCUGCCGUCCUCACGUUUGCGUCAACGACCACACUCAACCUGCCCGGCAGCAUGUACAUUUACACGUCGACUGCCUCCUCGAAAGUGGUGCUUGCAAGCUCAACGACCUUGACCAAGAACUCCAAUCAAAGCCCCUUCUCUGGCAUCGGCACUGUUGCCAACUCGGGCAACUUGCAGGUGGUGCUUGCCGAUCCUGCUGCCGGCUUCCGUCCAGCCAUUGCGUUUUCCAACACUGGCUCCGUCACCGUCUCUGUCGCUCCGGGUAUCACUGCCAGCAGCACUCUGGACAUUGUCUUUUCGGACAGCUUUUCCAACUCUGGCGGGUUUUACUUUGCCGACAGUUCGAACGCCGGAAUCCCGCUCCGAAGCAUCCAAUUUCAGUCGGGCUACAGCUCCACUGCAACGAGCAUCAUCUCGGCAAAUGUAAGCUCAGUGUCCAUGAACUUUGCUGCGGCCGCCUGGGUCAAUGGCACAUUCUUUGGCACGGCCCUGCACGCGCCGACCGGGCUUGUCGCAACGUCGGUCGUACCGUUGCUGACCGUGACGGGCGGCGCCGCAGCGGCACAAUUUGGCCCAGCUUCAAUGAAUGUGGCCGAGCUUGUGGUGUCCGGCGGCAACAUUGUGCUUGCGUCCUGCGAUGGCGACCCUCUCUUCCCUUGCAUGACGUCGAUUCGUCGAAUUGGAGUGACGGGCACCAGCGGCAGCUGCCAGCUGACCGUGGCAAACACCGCGAUGGCCAUUGCCCUCCAGCCCGACGUCUGGACGCUGGGUGGAGCGUGUCAGCUCACCUUCCCUGGCUCAUACCAAGUCGAUGGCGGCAUGUUCAUCACAGGCGGCAGAGUCGGCUGUGUUUCAGGCGGAGACUGCAGCGCCCUCGACGUCAUGUCCAAUUCGAGCAUGCAACUCGUCAACUCGUUCACCGUGUACGGCUCUACUCUGAAAUUCCGAGCGCCCUUGUUCAUCGACUUUAGCGGCACCAACUACGUGUACCUGAUUGGGCUCGUCGCGAGCAGCCAGCUGCAUUUUUACUCCAACACUAGCAUUUCCGUUGCGCGCACGGUGACCACUCGUGCCGUCUUUUCGUCGUCCGCAACUCAGCUCAUCAACUACGGCACCAUGACUGUGCAGUUUGUCGGCUGUCCUUCGGGUCUGUACAUGUCGGCGCCCUUUGUCAACAAUGGCAUCGUUCGAUUGUUGGGUACGGGUGCCAGCGCGCCCUGCGCCACCAACCAGCUCUACUUGCCCGAUUAUUCGUUUUCCAAUUUUGGCACCUUGUUCUAUGAUGCCUCGACAAAUAACGGACUGACCCUCGGCAUGACCUUCUACUCGCUCGCGACAGAUUCCAGCAGCGUCAUGGCAGGGCGAGUCGGAACGCUCACCAUCUCGAGUUCGACGCCAUCGGCCAUUCGAGGUGCAUUUUUCGGAACAACAACGAGCGACGUGUCGGGCCCGCUGCCUUACAUUUCGUCGCUUCAACAGCUGCAACUCCAGGCGCCAGUGUCACUCGCCCCGACGACCAUGAAUGCCGUUGCGGUCACAGUGUCGAGUUCCGUGACCCAGUUAAACCCUUGCGGCGCUGAUCCAUCAGACUUUUCUUGCUACGCUUCCAUCGCCACUGUCGGCUUGACUGGUACCGGGUCGGGGUGCAUGCUGAAUGUUUCCUCGACCCUCGCUGCUGCAUCCCUUCAGCCCGCCAAUUGGCUCCUCGGGGGCUCCUGCACGUUGAACAUUCCCGGCAAUUACACUAUGGCAGGCAGCCUGUUCCUCAAUGGCGGCUUCUUGAAGUGCACUUCUGCCAAUGCGUCGUGCAUUGUGGACGUUUUGAGCAACAGCACCGUUGGCGACACGACCACGUUCCAGGUCGUACAAAGCAUUCUUCGCUUCCGCAACACCGUCCAGUGGAUGGCGUCGAGCACAAAUUCCUACGCGUAUCUGCUUGGCAGCAGCAGUGGCGGCUUUACUGCGUCUCUCGAGUUUUACGGUGCCACCACCGUCGUCGUGUCAAGACUUGUCAAUAGCCGUCUCGUCUAUUCCGCUUACAGCGCCAGUUUGCUCAACGCCGGUGACAUGACAGUGCUUUUGCAAACUUGCCCGUCAGGCCUGAACGUGCAGGUACCCUUUGUCAAUACCGGCUCGAUUCGCGUCAUGUCGGCUGUCGCAGGUGGAUGCACUUCCCAUUCGCUCGUGUUGGAUGGCUAUCAGUUUACCAACGACGAUGACGGGUUGCUGUUCCUGGACGACAGCACCAACGCCAACAAUCCAUUCGACCUCACCUUUGCGGGUGGUGUUAUCAACACGGCUGGGAGCGCCAUGUUUGGCCGUGUCGGAUUGCUGACCAUUUCGGGUCUGUCGUCCUCGAUUGAAGGGCACUUUUUUGGCUCCAGCCUAUCCACGCCGCUCACCACGCUGCCGUAUACCGAGCAUGAUACUCUGACAAGCUCGAUUGCCAUCUCGUUCGCCCCUACAAGCAUGCAAGUUGUAAAGUUGGUCGUUUCCGCCAGUGCCACCACGCUCCGUGAUUGCGGUGGCGUUGCCGGUGCGUCCAGCUGCUACGCGUCCAUCCAGCAGGUGAUUUUGUACGGCUCAACCACGUGCAGCCUCACAGUUGCAAGCAAUGCCACGAGUACCGGGCUCCAGCCUGCUUUCUGGAGCAUUGGAGGCUCCUGCACUCUAAACCUCCCAGGCUCGUUCCCAAUUUCAGGCUCGGUGCUGCUGACUGGAGGCACGAUUGCGUGCACGUUUGGAGGAACAUGCGUUGUGGACAUUCAGUCCAACUCGACCAUUCGCUUGAGCGACAGCUCCCUCACCGUGACCGAAACAUCGCUGCGCUUCCGCGCGAAUGUGCGCUGGGAGAUUGUUUCAAACUCGUACAUUUACUUGCUGGGAACCCGUUCCUUGAGUGAGCUGCAGUUCUACUCGACAACCACCGUUCUGAACAGCCGUACCACGGCCUCGCGAGUGGUCUUUAGCAGUUACACGGCGCAAAUCGUCAACUAUGGCAGUCUUGUUGUGCAGCUCCUCUCUUGCCCGUCGUUCACCUACCUGUCGGCUCCGCUGAUCAAUUACGGCACCAUUCUUAUGCAGUCUGUCAACCUGACUUGCGCCACCCAUACUCUCACGCAGGAUGGGCCUGUUUCACACUAUGGCGAGUUCUUCUUCAACACUUCGAGCAAUGGCAACCUGCCGGUGACGAUAAACCUGAAUGCGGGCUUGACGACAUGGCCCGGCAGCGUGAUGGCUGGCGAUGUUGGGACGAUGCAAUUGCAGGGCACCGCUCCGUACAGCAUCCAGGGUGCGUUCUUCGGAACCAUCAAGUCCAACUUGACUGGCAGCACUCCGUACGCCUCGUCGAUCGCGUCCAUCGCUACGUCGGCCUCCACUCUCACUUGGCAGCCAACGACAAUGAAUCUCGCCGCCAUCACGCAAACGAGUGGCGUCGCGCAAUUCUUGCCCUGCGAUGGUGUUGGGUCGUAUGUGUGCUACCGAUCGAUUGCAACCAUCGCUGCCAGUGGCUCAGCCUCUCAGCUCUAUGUAAAUUCCAACAUGACGGCUCUGGGCGAUUUCCAGCCAUCCCUCCAGCUGACUAGUGGGGCUCGCUUGCUCAUCUCGGGCAGCCUUACCCUCACCAAGCCCUUCCUCUUCAGGGGUGCCACUCUCACCCGCAUGACUGGCGCUUCCAUGUCGUCCUCCAUCUUGCUCAUGGCAAAUGGCACGGUUGAUCUGACGGCUACCCUCGUGACGGAUGUGCCCGUCACCUUUGCCGACCGUGUCUCGAUCUUGGCUUCCACAACAAACGCCUUCAUGUACACCACGGCGCAGCCAGCUCGAUACAUUUUUGCAUCGUCGAGCAAAACGACGGUUUUGCAGUCGAUUGCCAACCCUUCGACCUACUACUGGUACGCGUCCGAUUUUACCGUUCCUUCCUAUCUGGUUUACGGCGAGCUCAACAUCACGUACACUGUUUGCGGGGCAAACUUCCGUGCUGCCAGCAACGUGCUGAACGCCGGUCGACUUCUCAUCCAAUCAACGGCAAGCGGCUGCUCCACGCCCUACGCGAUCAAUUUCGGCGAUGGCGUGCUGACCAAUCUGGGCAGUAUUACCGUGGAUACCGCGACCGUGCCGAGCUUCUCGGCGGUCUCUGUGGCCUCCUUGCAAUCGAGCGACAACUCCACCCUGUUUGCGAACGCCAACAUUACAACUCUGACGAUUUCAAGCUCGUCGUACAUUGGUGGCGUCGGACCCUCCUUUAAGGUCGGCACCCUUGACGUUCGAGCGACAACGGUGGUCAAUUCGUCACAAUUGGCCGUCACGAGCAUCAGCACCUCCAGCACGUUGACCCUGAGUGCGUGCGGCCGCCUGUUCUCCUAUGCCUGCUACUCGUCGUGGCGCAGUCUUUUGGCUUCAGGCUUUGGCUCUGCAGUGUCGUUGGUGCAGGAGCUCCUUGACGUUGCACAGCCAAGCAUUACUGUGCAAGCAGGCGUUGUCACCUUGCUCGGAACGAAUAUCACGCUACUUCGUCCUGUCACGCUGACGGGCGGCGCCCUGGUUGGAUCGACCAACGUGAGUGCGCAAACGGUCGUCACCUUGUAUGCUCCCAACAAUGUGCUCCAGGCAUCGGCAACCGUCUCGCUGCAGUCGCUUGUUGUUCGAGUCGCCGGAGGACUGGCAUGGACCUGGACGACCAGUCUGGUCCAGCUGCUUGGCGCAUCAAACCUUGCUUCGUUGGUCGUUCUCGAGACGGGCAGCAUUCUGAUUAACAGCUCAGUCACGGAAUCCUCCGCUGUUGCGUUUGGCAACAGUAUUGGCGCCAGCAACCUUCGACCUUGGGUGAACUUGGGAUCGAUGACCUUCCUUGCUGCCGUGUGCAACGCCAAGUUUAUCACCUCCGCCACGCUCAUCAACUCCGGGCUCAUUCAAUUCCAGACGGCCUCAGCGACUCCUUGCGUCGACUCGAUUGUGCUGGACUUCCGCAUGGCUCUCAAUAAUUUUGGCCAGAUUGUCACGGACAAGACGCUCAUUCCUCGAUUUGCCCCUAGCUCGGGCAUGAACAGCAUGAUUCUCUACCCAGGAUCGUCCUUUACUGGUAGUUUCUCCGACUUGCAGCUGACCUCGUUUUCGGACACCAACAUGAUUGGUGGAACCCUUCCAUCGAUCGACCGCCUCACCUCGUCAGGAACGCUGAUUGUCACAAGCAACACCUGCCCCGUUGCUCGCUUUGUGGUCCGCUCGACGGCCAAGCUCAUUCUCGGCCCGUGCUCGACGGCCUACUUUAACACGAGCAGCGUGAACUUCACGUUGGCGGCGGAGACAGCCUUUGCCUGCUAUUCUGGUGUGACGGAUGUGAGUGUGCUUGAGCAGAGUACUGUCCAGCUGCACCAAAACCUGUCCGUGUACUUGCAGCCAACGUGGACUUUCGGAAGCUCCUCUCAAGCCACGCUUGCCCUCUGGGGCGUGGUGAACAUGACUCGGCCGGUUCAAUUCAACGGCCUCGUCGUCACCCUGCUGUCUGGUGCGCCAGAGUCUGCGACCCUCAAUCUGCUCGCACCAGUCACCAUCACCCGGACCAUGCUGAUUUACGACACCCACGUUGCCUUUGCCCAGCCCGUCAACAUUAGCAUGCCUGCGAGCACUCAAGUGAUGGUGGCCCAAGGAAAUCUGUUUUUGACUGGCACGCUGGUUCACUUCCUGCCCUCUUGCACGGUGCAGUUCAACGCCACAUUGCCGCUCGGCUCGCCGCAAUUGUUCUACACCUACGUCAAUGCUCAAAUCCUGAACGAAGGCACCAUCAACAUUAACAUGAUUUCGUGUCCGUCGUUUUUCGCCAUUGGCAGCCUGGUCAAUUCGGGCGUGCUGUCAGUGACGGGAAAUGCGAGUUGCUUGCAGAGGCACUCUGUCAACUUUGACAGCUACGUUAUCAACACGGGCGCCAUCCGACUGGACGAGGUCUCCUUCCCGGUGUCCAGCUUGUUGUUGCACGGCUAUUCGUCGACCAACGCAGCCUCGUUCCGCACAAACGCGCUCACGACGAUCAACUAUGCGGUAAUCGUGCAGACUGCCUACCCGACCACCGACUCGCUCAUCUCUGGCGUUUUCACCGUCGGACCGCAGAGCACCGUGACGUUCAGUUCCGACACGGUCGUGGAUGACGUUUCGCACGUCCAAAUCAGCCAGCUCAUCAUUUCGUCCUCAUUUGGAAACAAUUCGCUCGGUUCUUGCUUCCCUGCGGAUUCAACGGACUGCUGGGAAAUUUCCGCGCUCACCAUUCAGCAGUCGACCGUCGCCUACGCGACUGCUAACGUGCUGGCCCGGCUCACAAACGGUCUCUUGCUGCUUACGGACGCUACCCUUGCUCUGUUCGAGCCAGUUGUCACCGUCAAUACGAACAUCACAUGGGCUGGUGGCUCCAUUAAGGGCCUCGGUGGCAUGGCAUCCACGCUGAACGCCAACGGUCCUUUCACCAAGCUCGACAAUGCCAACAUGCAGCUCCGAGACGUGACACUUGUGAUUAACAGCGCUUCAGCCACCUGGUUUGUGCGCGACGUGUACGCCUUGUCCGUUUCCACAUCCUCGGCAUCACUCCGAGGCGGUGUUGUGCUUGGCUCUGGAGCCUCCCUCGCGUUUGUGCCAGGAGCCAGCGUUACUGUGGGUGCCACCACCGUGUUCCAGGUGCUCAGCAACACUGCAGCGUACGCGACGGUGGAUUUCCAAAAUGCGGGCGCGAUUGACACCAGUGCCCUCUCUGGAGCUCUGGCUCUACGCUUUGGCGUCCCGAUUGUGAACAACGGCACCCUGUCGCUGCCUGGCUCGCUGUUUGUGCCAAUUUGCCUGAACGAGUGCUUUUGCAACUCAAUCACUGCGGCAACUCCCCGCGCCGCCUGCCCAUUCUCGGUUCGCCUCGGGUGCCGCGCAUGCUCGUCCUUCUGUCUCUCGAGCGAGUAUUUGCUCGACGGCAGCUGCGUGAGCUCUUGUCCCGCACCCAUGGUGGUGGACAACAGCACGUGCGCCAGCUCUUGCUCCACUCCCGGCGCCCUGAUUGAUCCCAUCACCCGGCACUGCUAUGUUGGCACGUGUGACGCUGGGGAGUUUUUCAACGCGGGCACUUGCACGCCUUGCGGAGCUGGCUGUGCCACAUGCAGCUCGGCUGCCAGCUGCGACACUUGUCAGCCCUCCGAUGUCUUGUACGCAGGCGCUUGCUUGGACGGCUGCCCUCCCGGCCUUGUCGAGUAUAAUGGCGCGUGCCUCACGCAAUGUCCAUCGGGUCUUUUCAGCUACAAUGCAAGUUGCGUCUCGUGCAGCGCUUUGGGGCUGCCGAUUUAUCUCCCCACAAGUUCUUGUGUCGAGACCUGCCCAGCCCAAUGGGUCAAUAACGGCACCUACUGCGAAGCUUGCAGCGCGGGCUGCUUGGUUUGCGACUCGGCCACAACAUGCACUCAGUGCUCGGCACCAAAGCUUCUGUACGAGGGAAUCUGCUACAAUGACUGUCCUGACGGAACGUACGCCAACUCUGGCUCCUGUCUGCCAUGCAGUGCAAACUGUGCCCUUUGCAAGGUGUCGGAUGUGUGCGAUUCUUGUCUGCCCUCCUACAGUCGCUUGGAGGGUGGCUGCGUGCUCGAGUGCCCUCUGCCGUACGUUACCAACGGCACUGAUUGCGUGGUGCCUCGCUGCGCCGAUGGGACCUACCGCCUGGGCACCAACUGUGUCAUUGCAUGCCCUAGUGGCAUGUAUGGGGAUGCGGCUACGGCCACCUGUGAAUUCUGCAUCUCGUCUUGCGAGGUGUGCUCGAAUGGGAUGGUUUGUGAUGUUUGCAACCCGGGCUUCCUCCACCAACUCGACGGCAGUUGCAAGGACGCUUGUCUCGUGUACCAGUUCCACUUUGAGGGCGCUUGCUACGAAACUUGCCCCGCGGGUACCUUCCUGAUCAACGACACCAUCUGUGUUUCCAGUUGCCCGCCUCCCACGUUUGCCGAAGGCACAAACUGCAUUCUGUCUGGCUGCGCUCCUGGCACCUACUACUUUGAGUCUGACUGCUUGGCUUCCUGCCCGCCUGGCACGUAUCCGUACGAUGCAACCUUCACUUGUCAACCUUGCUCGGCUGGCUGUGCAGAGUGCUUUGUUGGCACCGAGUGCAGCGACUGCAACCCGGGUUUCCUUCUCGAAAGCAAUGGUACUUGCACUGAUGCCUGCACAGUGUACAGCUACCAGUUUGAAGGCUUGUGCUACGAAUCGUGCCCUCCCGACACCUUUUUGAUUGACACCACGACUUGCGUCUCCAGCUGCCCUGCCGGCACCUAUGGCAAUGUGGCCGACAACACUUGCGAGCCGUGCCAUACCAGUUGCUCGACGUGCGACUCGUCUGCCUUCGACGGCUGCACGAGCUGCCCGCCCAAUCACGUGCUCACAGUGGACCACACGUGCAUAGCCGGGUGUCCGCCAACUCAGUUUGCUUCCGACCACGGCUGCGUUGAUGCCUGCGAUGUCGGCGAAUUCCAGGUGCAAACCGCAAACGGCGGCAUCUGUGCCGACUCGUGCAACCCGGAGGGUGUGACACCCAUUUCAUGCACUCCUGUUUGUGGCAGUCACCAGAGGCCGGCUGGUCAGUUCUGUUUGGGUAAGUGA